CAUGCGUGUUUUGGUCCUCUUCGCCCUUUUGGGCCUGGCCGCAGCGGCCCAUAAAAACCCACAACGUAUCGUGGGGGGCACUCCCACGGCAGUAGACCAGUACCCAUACAUGAGCAACAUGCAGUACCAUCUGUGGAACAUGUUCUGGGAGCAGUGGUGCGGUGGCUCCCUCAUCAACUCGCGGUCCGUCCUCUCGGCGGCGCAUUGCUACGAAGGUGACCGUGCCGACCAGUGGCGAGUUCGCCUCGGCACCUCGCAGGCGUCGAGCGGCGGCACCGAGCACCAAGUGUCACAGCUGAACUUGCAUGCCGGCUACAACCGCAACACCCUCGAGAACGACAUCGCCAUCAUUCACCUCGCCAACCCCGCUACUUUCAGCAACACCGUGGCUGUUGUAAGCAUUGGCGGCCCCAACUACAACCUCCCUGAUGGCACCCCAGUCACCACCAUCGGAUGGGGCGCCCUGUCCAGUGGCGGCAGCUACCCUGAGCAGCUCCAGCAUGUCGAAAUCAACAUUAUCAGCCAAGACUUCUGCUCCGCCCAGUACGCCUGGCUGAAGACCCAGCCUGGCUUCCAGAACUGGCCCGAUAUCACCGACAACAUGCUGUGCGCUGGCAUCCAGCACUACGGUGGCAAGGAUGCCUGCCAGGGCGACUCCGGUGGGCCUCUCGUCCACCCUGCUGACCCCACAGACGUCCAAGUCGGUAUCGUGUCCUGGGGCUACGGGUGCGCCCACCAGGACUUCCCCGGUGUCAACGUUCGCGUCAGCAAAUACACCGACUGGAUCGUCGCCAACGCCUAAAACCUAACACGA
This is a messenger RNA of Cydia splendana, 814 nucleotides long. RefSeq names its product trypsin, alkaline C-like. Lineage: Eukaryota; Metazoa; Arthropoda; Insecta; Lepidoptera; Tortricidae. The coding region runs from base 2 to 802 and encodes 266 amino acids. Gene Ontology annotation, molecular function: serine-type endopeptidase activity. Gene Ontology annotation, biological process: proteolysis. The transcript has 4 exons. The record is from RefSeq and is a predicted model, not a curated record.